Messenger RNA from Camarhynchus parvulus, 10460 nucleotides. RefSeq names its product AP2-interacting clathrin-endocytosis protein-like. Gene Ontology annotation, molecular function: protein binding. NCBI's taxonomy places the organism in Eukaryota, Metazoa, Chordata, Aves, Passeriformes, Thraupidae. The record is from RefSeq and is a predicted model, not a curated record.
CGCCCCGAGCGCCGUCCCGGUGCUCUCCGUGAGUGCGGCGGCACGCCGCCAAGGCACCGACUAUCCGGUGUCUGUCGCCCUGCCGUGCGCGGAGCGGAGUGGCGGCCGGCACAUGGCGCGCUGCGGCGGCGGCGCAGCGCCGAAGGGCCCCGGCCCGGCGGCGGCGGAGCGGCAGCGGCUGAAGGAGGCGCUGGCCGAGCAGCUCCGGCAGGACCUCGACAGGCUGCUGGCGGAGGGGACCCACUCCGACGUGACCUUCCAAGUGGGCGACGAGGAGGUGCGGGUGCACCGGGCGGUGCUGCUGGCGCGGGCGCCGCUGCUCUGCGAACGUCUGGUGGGGAGGCGGCUGCAGCUGCACGGCCUGGAAGCCGCGGAGUUACGGCAAUUGCUGCGGAUUCUGUAUUCAUCUGAUAUAAAUCUUAAAGAAAUUGAGGAGCUGUUUAUGAUGAUAAUACAAGAAAGCAACACUACUACUCUUCACAACACUCAAAAAAAUGUAAAUUGUCUUGGACAAAGCAAAAGAACACCAGUUGAUCAGAAUAUACCAAGUGGAGCUGUGCAGAAAGGAAUUGUUUGUUUGGCUGGUAUUGAGGAAGAAAUUCCAGAAGCCGUCAUUGAUGCAGAAAGUGACAAAGCUGCUGCAGGUAAUUCCAAAGUAGAAACUGCAUCUGUGUUAGGAGAAGACUUAUUGAUGCUCUACAAGAAGUGCUGUUGCCCAGACAUUAAUAUUUGUGUAGAAGGCAAAAAUUUUCAAGCUCACAGGGCCAUUUUAUGUGCCAGAUCUAGUUACUUUGCUGCUAUGCUGAGUGGAAGUUGGGCUGAGAGCUCUCAAGAGCACAUCACUCUUCAAGGCAUAAGCCAUGCAGAAAUGAAUGUUGUCUUGCAUUCUAUAUAUGGAGCUAUUUUGGACUUCCCAGACAAAGUUGAUGUUGGUCACAUGUUGGGCAUUGCAGACAUGUAUGGGCUGGAUGGAUUAAAAGAAGUAGCUAUCUAUAUUUUGAAAAGAGAUUACUGCAAUUUUUUCCAAAAGCCUGUUCCUGGCAAACAGCAACCUGUACUAGAAUGCAUGGCUAUUGCUCAUUCAUUGGGAGUGGAAAACCUAUAUGCUGCUUGCAUGAAAUGGGUAGGAAAACAUUUUGCAAGAUGUUUUUCAGAGAAAAGCUUUGCCAAUUUACCUACUGAUCUUCAGAACAAUUGUCUUGUUAUGUUGAUUAACUCUUUGAACCACAAGAACGCUGCUCUCCGUCUGAUGGAGAGUGACCGGCUGAUCAAUAGCCUGCCCCGAGUGAAAUGGACAGAGACAGCUGUGGCCUUGGCAGCACGGCUACACGAGGAAUGUGUGACCUUUAUUGUUGCAAACUUCCUGCACGUAGUACAAAGUGAAGGCUUCUCUGUUUUGUUGCAGGCACAGGCAAUGAGCAGCAAACCUGACCUCCUAGAACUAAUUUUCAAUGCAAUUGAAAAAAGCAUUAAUAAUGAAAAUAGCUGCUUUCUUCUUGUAGCAGUGGAUAUGCUGCUGGACUCCGCAAAUGUGGAGGAGAUGGGUUUUACGUGCAAGAUCCAGGCGCUGCGUGAUAAGCUCUGGGUCUUCCUGGUUCAGUCUUUUUAUGCUGUUCGUCACACAGAAGGCUGGAAGCUGAUGAGGCCAGACCAUCAACAGAAAAUACAAGCAGCUGCAUUUGACAAGGGUGAUGACCGAAGACUUGGCAAAAAACCUGUAUUCACCAGUUCUCAGCUAAAUAAAAGUACAUCUGUUGGUAUAAGGAAUACUUCCUGGGCAGAACACCGCAAGAAAGAUUGCUGGGGAAAUUCUUCCACUAAUCAGGAUAAAAUGAAAUCUGAUGGAUUAGGAGCAUCUGGACAUGCAUCCACCAAUAGAAACACUGUUAAUAAGACUUCAAAGCAUGAGGAUGUAAAGGGGAAAGAUGGCAAAAAAUUAGUUUCCAAGAUUACUAAGGAUUCCAAACCUGGGGAAAAAGCUGCUUUGCCAAAGGCUAGAGCUGUUAUAAAGACAAAAAUAGAAAAUAAUGGAAAUGUGAAGGCUGAAAGCAUGCUUACCAAGCAAGAUAUAGAAAAGACAACAUCUGCAAGUGGACAAAAAAGUUCAGGAAGCAGCAAAGGACUAAGGAACCAUGAAGGAAAAGUUGCAGGUGCCAGACCUAAAGUGCUGACAGUAACCUCAAGCAUGCAGAACAAAACAAAGCCAUUGAAAAAAACCACAGGGAAGGAAUCUCCCUCCUUGGUGACUGUGGCAGCAACUUCCAGCAAGUCAGCAAAUUCAAACAUGGAUAUCCAGACUGUGGGUGAACAGACAGAGGAACCCAGAGAGGAUAAAUCAACAGAGGAAGGGAAAAAACAGACUGUAGUGAAAACAAAGGUAUCUGUGAAGGUAUCAAAUGGAGUCACCACCAAAAAAAAAAAGACUGAACUUGAGGCUAAUGCCACAGCAAGCAGUCUGACAAAAAAACCAACAGGAAAAGGGUGUAAUGAUCAAAAUGUACAGACUGUUCAGAAGAAAAAAGGGAAUGUGAAUAUGAGUUCUGCAGCACAGCAAAAGACUCAAAACACGCCUACCAAUUCUCCCAAGAACCAAGGACCUCAGGGGGAAUCACCAAAUUCACUGAAAUCAGGAAUGUCUCCAAAACAUAAUGAAGAAAAAAAUGUGUUACAAAACCUGGUUCAGACAACACUCCCAGAAAAGCAUCCUUCAGCUAAGAAGAAGAGUAUGAAACAAUCACAAACACCUGUAACAAAAGCCACUUCAAAAAUAACACCUAAGACUAUGGCUCCAUCUAAGAAUGCUGAGAUUACGAAUAGUAAAGACCCGAAACAGAAACCAGCUGUAUUAAAAUCUCAGUCCUCUGCCCAAAAGCACCCAAGGAGUGAUUCUCCUGUUGUCCAGAAGAAUGUGCACACCUCUGAGCACAGAGGUUCAGGACAGAAACUUGAGAAAAACACGACUGAUGCUAUGGCAGGUCAGCUUCAUGACAAUAAUGAAUGCUGUUCUGCAAAUGGAUCUUUAAAACCUGCCACAGAAAGUAGCAGUGACAAUAAAUUGCUGGAGUCCUGUCAAUCCAAUAAACAAAAAUUACCAGAUUCUUCUGAAACUGUGCAAUACAAAAUACAAUCCGAAUCUUCCCAAAUUGGAGAAGAAGCCGUUUAUAAACGGAAUGUUUCAAUACAAAAUGACAUAGAAACUAGACAAAUCUGUGGUGAUCAGACUGGAAUUAGAAAGAUUGAAGAUCCAGACAAAGAUGAUAAUACAGCUGAAUUUCACUGUCAUGCACAGUCUUCCAAUGAUGGAUAUUCAGACUUUUCCAAGAAAACCAAUCAAAAGGCUAUUGUUUUAGGAGAACUGGUGAAAGAUUCAAAAGCAGUAAAAGUCUGUAAUGAACAGAGUGAUAAAAUAAACUCUGAAACAGGUCGUAACUAUGGUGAAAGCGCUUUGUCAAACUUUUCCCAAGUAACCAAUAAAGAGGAUGAGAUAUCAUCUUCUCAGAUCCAUGUGGAAGGAUUUCUUACAGUUGAUGAACUGUGUGAUACAUCAGCCUUGACUGAAUAUAAAUCAGUUACAGCAGAUUUAGACGAUGCUUCAGAAUGUUCCACUGAACAAAUAACAGAAAAGUAUUCACCUAAUUACACAGAGCUCACAGAGCCUAUGGAAAUGCCAGAAAACCAUGAAAAUGCAGAAAUUCCCUUUGUGGGCCAUUGGAGUACUGGUGCUGUAGAUCCAAAAGAGAGCCCUGAAUCAGAUACUGGCAGUGCAACCACAUCCUCUGAUGACAUAAAACCAAGAUCAGAAGAUUACGAUGCUGGAGGCUCUCAGGACGAUGAGGGAUCCAAUGAAAGAGGGAUUUCUAAAUGCAGCACUAUGUUAUGUCAUGAUUUUCUUGGAAGAAGCAGCAGUGACACAAGUACACCUGAGGAAUUAAAAAUUUAUGAUAGCAGCCUAAGAAUAGAAGUGAAAAUGAAAAAAGAGGGUUCUGAUCUCUUUCGUGUUAAUUCAACAAGUGAUGAUGAAAUACCAAGAAAAAUUUGGUCCCAUCAAGAGAAUUCCCGGACCACGACUAGAGAAAGCAAAAGUUCUACUUUUGGUAAUGCUCAGUUUACUCAGGAAGCAGACCAAGUUUCUUCUUCUGCAGAUGAAACAGAAGAUGACAGAUCUGAAGCAGAGAACGUUGCAGAAAACUUUCCCCCAUCAAAUGUUCCUACUCAACAGUUCCAAGGAAUUGAUAAUUUAGCUUUUGAGGAUGCAACAGAAAAUGAUACUGCAAGUCAGGAGUUUUCUAAAACUAAAAAUUUCAAACGAUCUGUUUUACUUUCAGUAGAUGAAUGUGAAGAAUUGGGAGCCGACGAUAAAGCGGAAACUCACACUUCACGUCAGCACUCAACAGAGUCUCUUACUCCUUCAGAAGUAUUUGACAGUGUUUCUCAAGAGCACCAUGGAACUGCAUUUUAUUCAAGAUACUCAUUGGAAACUGAAGAGGGAUUCCUGGAUAGCAAACAGCAAAAGGAUAGAGACAAUAGAUCAGAUAAAAGUGGAAGUUCUGUCCUGCAUCUUCAGGGUACUGAAAUCCCAGGAAAGGAGAAUCAAGGUGCUUCAAUGACUGAACAAAACUGCUCAGAGAAAGUACAUUCAGCAGGUAGUCCACAUCCAGGAGAAAACCAGCAAGUAAAUAUGAAGAAUGAGGUGGCUACUGAAUUUCACCAGUGCAAUAAGUACUUAGACAAUGAUGCAAAAUCUCAAGAAAGACCAUGUCAUCUGGAUCUUCAGCAAAGAGAAACUAAUUCUGAUGCGCAAAAGGGCAGCUCUGCAAAACCUGUAGAAGCCAGUAAGAAUCAGGUGCUGACUCAGGAAAGUCAAGUGAGAGACAGUCAACCAGCAGCUACUGAAUGCGAUAAUACUGAUUUACUUCCAGGAGACAUAGAUGAUUAUGACACAAUGGCACAAACCUGCAUGUAUGAACAUCGGCCUUCAAAAACCCUUUCUCCAAUAUAUGAGAUGGAUGUUGGAGAAGCAAUUGAGCAGAGGAUGGAUUCAGAAACAGCAGAUCUAGAGAUGGAUUUUGAAGAUCAACAGUUUGCAGAACAGGACUGGACUCUACUCAGGCAAUUGCUAUCUGAGCAGGACUCACAUAUAGAUUUCAAAAACUCUGUUCCUGAAGACCUUAACUUAGCACAAUGUCUUAUCAAUCAGACACUCUUUCUGGCACGAGAUGGUUCCAAUCCUCAGGGUACCUCCCAGGUUGACACAUUCAGCAGGUGGACUGAGCUCAUGUCUCCACUUGACGACUCCUCAGCAAGCAUUACAGUGGCAAGCUUUUCAUCUGAAGACUGCUCGUCCCCUCAAGGGGAAUGGACAAUUCUUGAACUGGAAACCCAUCAUUAAGGUUUCAGCUCUUUGCAACUGAACUCCAACCCAUUCCCCAAAUCUAUUUUUGAUGAGUUGUUUCCAUACCAUAAUGAAAUACUGCAUCAGUCAAGAACGAGCAAUUCUUGAUAUUGAGGCAAUCUUUCUGAUAAAAUGAGGUAAAUAUGUUAACUUAUCAUCUAGAUUUAAUCACAAGUACAAUAAUUUUUCAAGACUUAAAUGUAUGUCUUUUCUAAAAAUGAACUUGAGCAUGUAUUUUCUAGAAUUGUUAGAAAAACUAGAUAACAUGAAGGAAAACUCUGGGUUUCUGCCCUCCCUUUUAUCUUCUUUUUUGAGAUUUUCUGUUCUCAUUGACCACCAAUUUAAAGAUGAAUGCACUAUAGUAGACCUAUUCCUCUCCUUCCCCCCCCAAUAUGGUGACUUCAUUUUACAACAAUAAAGAUUCAGAAUGGUUGUGUCAAAAGAUGAUGUGUGCCAACACUGCUUUAAAUGACAGAAAAACAUACUUAUAUUCGAAGGAAAUGUUUCAAUCUGAAUCUGCCUUGGACCAUGUUAAUACGAGCAGCUUGUUUCAUCUGUUUCUUCCAGAUUUGAUUUUUGUAUUUUGGUUUGUUUUGUUUAGAAGUUUUCAAUAAAUUUUUUAAAUUGCCUUUUCUUCAAAUCUAAGACUUCACAGGGUCUGUGCUGUACAAAGACCACUGUUUCUUUCAUGAAAAUGCACAUAUUUAAGUAAAUAUUUUAAAUGGCAUAGUGCAUGAAUUCAAAGGAGUUGGUAGAAUGUUGCUCCUGCUCUAAGAAACAGCAUGUCUGAUGUCUCCAACAGUACAUCUGAAUCUGAAGUUGUGGUCAGUGUUACAUCUGAAGUCUGAUGUUAACUAGAAUUACCUUCAGGCAUUAAUUAAUUAUACUUGCACUUUCUCAUGCUGAAGUAUAGCAAGAUUCUCAAGAAUUUGGUUUUGUGUGUUUCCAUAGAUGCCACAUUUUUGGGAGUGGUAAUAGGAUCUUCGUUAUUAUCUCUAGCGUAGCUUUUAUAAAUUGAGACUAAAUGUCAUCAUAACCUUUCUUUUGACUCAGAGUGAAAUAGGAUAUAGAGAUCAUUUUGCUGCUUUUGGCUCUUUGGAUGUGGAUAGGACUGAUUAUUGUCUUUUCUGAUUGACAGGGGAGGAAGGAGUGAGAAACUUCUUGUAAUUCUUCCCUAGACAGAACUCCUGAAACAUACAGGGCUUUUUCCCCUGCAAAGGUUGGAACCCCUUAUAUCUGCAUUAUGGAAACAGUAGUGCAUGUCUUUCACACAGCUUAAAAUCUCAAAAGGAAGUAUUCUACCUCCUCUUAGUCAUUAACAGAAGUGCCUUCAGGAGUGGGUGCCAUACAGGAGUAAAAGGCUAACUAACAUUCUAUUCUGGUUGAAACUAUAGAAGUACACAACUUAAGCUGACUGUAACCACUGAUGGCACGGUCAGUUCUGCAAGCUUUUGCACAAUUCCAGCAGUGCACCUUAACUUGACAAACUUCAUUUCUUUUUGUUCAUAGUCAGAAACUCAGUUCUGUGGAAAUAUGAACUUGCCCUAGUGUAUGAUUAAAGAAGUUAUGACUUUGGAUUUGACAGAAUAAAGAUACUUGAGGCAAAAUAAUUUAUCUAGCAAGGCACUUUGUUGAAUUUCUGAUACAUAAGUAAAAGUAAUGUUUUAUUCUCAAAAUGAAUGGAGGAAGAAAUUUCUCUUGUUCUUUAAUAUCAAGGUAAGGGGAAAAAAGGAAAACCUUCCUUUCUCUUUAUGUCAGUGGAAGACUCUAAACUCGUGGAAGGAAGAUGUUCAGUCUCAUCAUAAAAAUCUUUCAUCUGCUCUUUUAACAGCAGGAUAAAUAGUCUGAGAUAUUGUAAUUCAAAAUAUUAUAAAUGUAAUACUCUGUAUUUAACCCAGUCUUCAUAUUGAGGGAGUUAGAACCACCUUUAGAAGUGCAAAACAUCAAGAAAACCUAUUUUUCACCUUCAGCAUUUACAAGGUACAUCAGUAGGUGAUAAUCUUUUGGGCAAAACAGAGAACUGUAGUAUUGGCCAUAGUAAAGGAUGAAGCUCAAGAGAAGCUCUUACAGAAGGCCAAGGAAUAGUGUUUUUUAAUGUCUGUGUAAAGCACUAAAGUAAAAGUUGUCUGUCAAAAAGUUUAAUCAGCUUUAAAAUCCUGAUGUUAUUCUGACAGUGGGCAUUCUCAUGUUAAACAAGAUGAAGUGAUGGAAAGGAAAAGUGACAGAAAGUGAAAGAAGGGAUCCUUUUGUCUAUUUUUUGCUUUGCCUAUAUUUUUAACUUCUUACUGAAUUGAUAAAGUGACACUGAAAAUUGACACAAAAAUUCAAGCGUAUUGUAUGAAAUACAAUCACAUAUAGGGUUUUUUUAAUUGUGGUUUUUGUCUUUGCAUUUACUUUUUUUAUUUGCUAAUUUACUUUAAAUUAGCUUCUCUCUUCAAGUCCUCAAUGCUGUUUUUGCAAUUCCUUUACCAGUUUUGCAGCAGCCCGCUGAUUAGGAUAUGGUAUUGUUCAGUUGGUACAGAGGCAGCCAUAGAAUUCAGCUUCCCACAGGCAGAUAGUGUCUGUAGGAGUAGCAGGAAUAGAAAGUGGUAUUGUUUUUAAUUCGCCUUACUAGAGCGCCUGUGAGGCUUAAUCAGACCAGCAUCCCACUGGCUAGACAUUGUACAAACAAAGAGCAAAAACAAAGACUGCCCACAGAGUGGUUAGAAUCCAAGAUAAGACAAAAGACAAAAAAAAAUGCACAUGAAUGGAAAAGUAAAAUGAGAGUGUCAAUAUUUGUCUAGCUGAUUAGCAAUGGUUUCAGCACAUCAUCAGUUUAAAUAGUCAUUUUUUUCUCCUGUAUGCAUUAGGAGAAGGGGAAACUUUAGGGUGAAACUUGAAGGCUGGAUAACGAGGGAGCUGGAAGAAUGUAUAAUCCUGACCAGCUUUAUGUGCUGCCUAAACUGUUUGACCCUGACCUCGUUCAAGGGAAUGUUCCAGCUUUAAGCCAGGUGUAGGUAGCUAUUUGUUUAAUAGUAUCAGUCACCUGAGUUCUUUGGAGUCCUUCUCAGACCUCCUGGCAAUACAGUGAUUUUAUCACUGUAUUUGCCUCUUCUCUAAGAAAGACCUCUAAAGCAAAGACAAGGUAGAUAGAUACAUCUGAGGAAACAGUGAAGGGGUGUCAGUGAGGAAUCUAAAAAGAUGGCACAGUCAUAAUACUCCCCUUGCAGUAGUAUUUGGAAUAAGAGCAGUGAAAUUGCUUUGUCAAAGCCUGAGAAGACCAGGCUGCAGUUAACAGGAGCAAGUGACAGCUUACCUGAGAUUGUUCUGUGAAGGGACAAAGAUGGCUGUAUCCUUCAGAGAGUAACCCCACAUUCAGUAAACUAUCAGUGAAAUUUAAAGGCAAAGACUUGGCAAUCAGUCUCAGAUAAUGACCCUGAUUUGGCCUACCUUGAAUGACACGUUAUAAAAGUGAAAAAUAAGGAAAGAUGUUUUACAUGUAUGAAUGUACUAAGUUUAAAAAAAAAAACCUAGACCUUCAAAAGUGGUAUCUGUAGGUAUAAUUACUUUUUUUUCACUUAGAAAGUUAGAGUCUAAUCUGGACUGGAGAAGCAACCCUGCAGGGUUUUUAUGUACAGACAAUAGCUAAAAUUGUAUUUGUGGAGUAAGUCACCAACAGACAUACUGCAGACAGGAAAGGGAAGGCCAGGCACUUGGAACUGUACAGGAAAGGCAGGAGGGGGAAAGUUCUUCCAAAUAAUCUAUUAAAAAAAUAAAUUAGGGAAGUAAAGGAAAUGAAAAGAUGGAGGCAGGAGUCCAAUGAGGAUGAGAGGAUUUAAGGAAAACUACACCACUGGCUUCACUGAACAUAGCCCACAAGGCAGAUGAGUAUAAAAUGCCAGUUUUGAAGUUGAUUAGGAAAGUGUUCCUAGGGGCUAUGGUCAAAAUGAGAGAUUUGCCAACAGAGCCAAAGGUAACAGACAGCAGUUUGGUAGAGCCUGUCAGAACUGCAGGAAGGAAACUGAGCCUAACCACUAAGAGAGAAACGACAGAAAAGCAGACCAGUUAAUAAUAUCUUUUGGUUUGCUUCUUCAAUGCAUGAGAUUAUACCAUGUUUAUGUAGUGUAGCAAAAGAAAUGCAGAGGCUGAGACAUACAGUGAAGAUCAGAAGAGAUAAGUAAGCAUGAAAUGAGAUCAGCAGGCAGUCUGGACUGCUACAAGUGAUUAGAUAAGUGCAUAAAAAACCCAGACGACUGCUUUUGUGGUAUAGGGGUAAUGGAAAGGACACUUCAUAAAUUCUUAAGUUUUUCCCUUAGAAAAGCUUCAUCCAGAAUCAAAGAAUUACAGAAAAAUCAUAGCAAUACAGGAAAAUGUAGGCAUGAACUGACCUCUAAAGGUCUGUAGUCCAACCUCCUACUAAAAGCAGGGGUAACUUCAAAGAUAGAUGGGGGUCUUAGGGCCUCAUCAACAUCCAUAGCAUAUAAAAUGAUAAUAAAGUCAGCAGGCAGAAACACAAUGCUCAUGGGAAACAGAUAUAAACUAUUUUCAUUAUUAUAAAACUACUUUGUGUGUCAUUGGAAAAUAUUAAUAAUUGAGUACAAGAAAUAUGGCUAGCUUGCAAUAUUUUUAAGUUCUGGAUGAUAUGUGACUGAACUGUUCAUGUUUAAUAAUCUUCUAACAUACUUUUUAAGGUUUUUAAUUAUUUCAAUAUUGUACUCAAUUUUUGAGAUGGCAAAUUUUAUUAUUAUUUUGCAAGAACUAGGGCUAGAGAACUUCCUAUGUUUCUCCCUAAGACUGUCCCUAGGAUGUGUUCCCCUAGCAUUGUCUAUCAGUUUGUUUCAGGGAAUAUGAUUUUUUUAAAAAAUCACAUGCCUGUUGUAGGUACAUACUGUAGGAGACUAUUUUAUAUAUAUUUCAAUAUACAUUACUGCCAUCUGGAAAAUAGUAAGUAGCAUGCUAAUUCUACUUUGCUCCAGAAAACCUAAACCUUUGCAUGAAGGAAUUAAGAACUGCUCUUAUGACGUUCAUCUGUUGCUGACAACCAAGAUAUUCAGGAAUUCAUUAUUUUGCUUUCACUAAUGUCAAAAAA